Molecule: messenger RNA, 1659 nt
Organism: Dictyostelium purpureum
Lineage: Eukaryota; Evosea; Eumycetozoa; Dictyosteliales; Dictyosteliaceae
Exons: 1
Coding region: 1-1659 (552 amino acids)
Source: RefSeq, a predicted model, not a curated record
AUGCAAUACUAUCAACAAAAAACCAACAAUUAUAAUUACAUUAUCGAAAAGAAUCAGUCCAAUUCAGUUAUAAAUAAAUUUCAAGUAGUAAACCCAUAUGAUGAUUAUGAUGACAGAUUAAUACUAUUGGAGACUAAAAGGACCAAAAGUUCAUUACAAAAUAUAUUGUAUGACUUAUUUUUACCAUCAGGAUACCCAGAUUCAGUUACAAGUGAUUAUUUUCGAUAUCAAUUUUGGGACUCGAUUCAAGCGUUAUGCAGUAGUAUAACUGGUACACUGGCAACAAGAGCAAUUUUAAAAGGUUAUGGUGUUGGUAAUAGUAGUGCAACAGUGGCAUCAGCAACAACCCAAUGGGUAAUUCAAAGUGCCACUGGUAUGAUUGGUAGAAUUAUUUUUGCAUGGGCAAAUGGAACUGAUUUAGAUUGCAAUUCAAAAAAGUGGAGAUUCAUGGCUGAUAUUCUAAAUGAUAUUGGUAUGACAUUCGAAAUGAUAAGUCCAUUAUUUAACGAAGCACUUUUUCUUCCAUUAUCAUGUAUUGGUUUGUUUGCAAAAAGUAUUUGUGGUGUCGCAGGUGGUUGUACUAAAGCGUCUUUAACUCAACAUUUCGCAAAGAAUGACAAUUUGGCCGAUGUAUCUGCAAAAGAUGGUUCGCAAGAAACUGCUGUCAGUUUAUUGGGUAUGAUCCUAAGUGUUUUUGUUAGCAGUGUUUUAAAUGACGAUACAUCAAUUCUAGUUACAUGGUUCAUAUUUUUUAUUUUUACUGGUUUUCAUUUGUAUUGCAACUAUAAAGCAGUAUCUGCAGUUCAACUAAACUCAAUCAAUAAAUAUAGGGCACAUUUAAUUUAUGAAUAUUAUAUUAGAAAUCAAGGUUCAAUUCCAAGUCCAAAAGAAAUUUCAAAUUUUGAAAACAUUUUAUUUAAUUCUAAAGAUUUUAAAAUUAGAUUAGGAGUUUCAUUAUGUAAUAUAUAUAAAGAACAACAAAAACAAGAUAUUGUAAAUAAUAAUAAUAAUAAUAAUAAUAAUAAUAGUAAUAUGAAUAAUAAUAAUAAUAAUAUGAAUAAUAAUAAUAAUAAAUCUAAUAAUACGAAUAAAAAUAAUACAAAUAAAAAUAAUAAUACAAAUAGUAAUAUGAAUAAUAAUAAUAACAAUAAUAAUAAUAUAAAUAAUAACAAUAAUGAAUAUUACUAUAGUAAUAAAAUUAAAAAUCAAUUAAAUAGUUAUAACAAAUUUUUAAAAAAUAAAACAAAAUCAAUACAAAAUAAUUUAAAUAUACAGGUUAAUAAUAGAGAUAAUAAUAGUACAGAUAAUAUAAGCAAUUUAAAUAACUUAAAUUUAGAUAACAAUAGCUACAGUAGCAGUUAUGAAAUUAUAAAGAAAAUCAAAAAAUCAAAAUCAUUUAUCAUUUGGAAGAAAUGUUCCCAAAAGGAUAACAAGAUCAAUGAAAAGGAUUUUACUCUUUUAAUAGCUCUCUUAAAUUCCUCAACUACUAGAGAUAUGAUUGAAUCAUAUUUCUACUCUAUUGAAUAUGCUCAUAUAUCAAGCAAUAAUAUUCCUCCUACCGUUUCAAUCAACUCAUCUUUCUUUAAAAGAUUGGAAGAACUUGGUUGGCAGCUAGACAGAAAUCUUUUAAAUAGUGAAGGUUAUACUUUUGGUAUUUAA